AUGUCUUUGGUAAAGAAUAUACUGGAAAAGACAACUGCUAGUGAAGACAAUUCUUCAGCAUACUCAUCAUCAGAUGCAAGCAUUAAACAAUCAAAAUGGAAAAAUUUCAAAGACUCUUUCAAACCAGCCGAACUGAAUCAAGUUGAAAAUUUAGAAGAUAGAACUGACCUAGAAAUGGCAAAUGCCGAAACUUCUAAAGGUGAUUUACAUAGAGAACUUAAAGGUAAACAUAUACAAAUGAUCGCUAUAGGUGGUAGUAUAGGUACUGGUUUAUUCAUUGGUUCAGGAACUGCAUUAAGAACUGGAGGUCCAGCUUCUUUAUUAAUAGCAUGGGGUUUGGUUGGUACUAUGGUAUUUUGCGUUAUUCAUGCCUUAGGAGAAUUAUGUGUUGCUUACCCUGUUAAUGGUGCAUUUUCAACUUAUGCUACAAGAUUUGUGUGUAGAUCUUGGGGGUUUGCAGUUGGUUGGAAUUAUGCCAUGAUGUGGUUAGUGGUAUUCCCCUUAGAAUUAGUGGCAGCUGCUAUGUGUAUAAAAUAUUGGGAUAGUACGAUAAAUCCCGUUGCAUGGGUUGGAAUAUUCUACGUUGGUCUUCUAGCCAUUAAUAUUUUUGGUGUAAAGGGUUAUGGAGAAACAGAAUUUGUAUUAACUAUUAUAAAAAUUAUUGCUAUAGUAGGAUUUAUAAUCUUAGGUAUUGUUUUAAUCUGUGGUGGUGGUCCAACUCAUGAUUUCAUUGGUAAUAGAUACUUUAAAAGCCCUGGAGCAUUUGCAAAUGGAUUUGAAGGUGUUGCAACCGUAUUCAUUACUGCAUCUUAUUCUUUAGCUGGUUCUGAAAUGGUUGGUUUAGCUAGUGCUGAAGUUAAAAACCCUGCCAAAGAAUUACCAAAAGCUGUCAGACAAGUAUUUUGGAGAUUAUUUUUGUUCUACUUUUUAUCCCUUAUGGUUAUUGGUUUAUUAGUUCCUUAUGAUUCUCCUGAUUUAUUAGGUGCUUCAAGUGAUUCAUCCACAUCUCCAUUCGUUAUUGCUAUUAAAAAAGGUGGAAUUAAAAUCUUACCUUCUAUCUUCAAUGCUGCCAUUUUGAUUUCCAUUCUUUCAGUUGGUAAUGCCGCCGUUUAUGGUUGUUCUCGUACCAUUCAAUCAUUAGGUGCUCAAGGUUUAGCACCAAAAUGGGUAGGAUAUGUUGACAGAAAAGGUAGACCAUUAGGUGGUUUAGCUAUUUCAGCUGUAUUUGGAUUAUUAUGUUUCCUUUCAGCUUAUGAAGAUCAAGGGUUAGUAUUUGGUUGGUUAUUAAGUGUUUGUGGUUUAGCAACUAUUUUCCUGUGGUUUAAUAUUUCCUUAUGUCAUGUAAGAUUCAGAAUGGCACUUAAAGCUCAAGGUAGAUCAACUGAUGAAUUGGUCUUCACAUCAAUCGGAGGAGUAUAUGCUUCAAUUUAUUCAAUGUUAUUUUUAGUUGUGGUACUUGUUUUAGUAUUCAUUUAUUCAUUAUUCCCUCCUGGUAGCAACGGAAAAGCAAAUGCUACAAACUUCUUUCAAAAUUACUUGGGUGUAAUAUUUGUCAUUAUAUUUUAUGUUGGUCAUAAGUUAAUUACAAGAAACUGGAAAUUUUAUAUCAAAUUAAAAGAUAUUGAUUUAAAUACUGGUAAACGUGAUACUAAUUUGAAUGAAGAGGUAACCGAAGAAGUAGAUACUAGCACCCAAUCCAAAACUAUAUUAAGUUACUUUUCGUCAUAG
Scheffersomyces coipomensis is the source of this 1728-nucleotide messenger RNA. RefSeq names its product Hip1p (gene HIP1). The record is from RefSeq and is a predicted model, not a curated record. Gene Ontology annotation, molecular function: amino acid transmembrane transporter activity. Bases 1 to 1728 code for a protein of 575 amino acids. Gene Ontology annotation, cellular component: membrane. The transcript has a single exon. NCBI's taxonomy places the organism in Eukaryota, Fungi, Ascomycota, Pichiomycetes, Serinales, Debaryomycetaceae. Gene Ontology annotation, biological process: amino acid transmembrane transport.